Molecule: messenger RNA, 750 nt
Organism: Coregonus clupeaformis (lake whitefish)
Lineage: Eukaryota; Metazoa; Chordata; Actinopteri; Salmoniformes; Salmonidae
Product: prostaglandin D2 receptor 2-like
Exons: 1
Coding region: 1-750 (249 amino acids)
Biological process (GO): immune response; G protein-coupled receptor signaling pathway
Cellular component (GO): membrane
Molecular function (GO): G protein-coupled receptor activity
Source: RefSeq, a predicted model, not a curated record
AUGUUGAACUUGGCUGCAUCUGACCUACUCUGCAUCCUUACCCUACCUUUGCGAAUAUACAACCUAGUCUUCACCUGGAGCCUGGGUCUAGUGCUCUGUCAGCUCAACAUGUACCUUUUCUACUGCAGUAUCUGUACCAGUCUGCUGACUGUCACAUUUCUGAGCAUCCAGCGCUACCUCCAGGUAGUGCAUUCCCACAGCUGGGCCAGACUGGGAGUGGCAAAGGAGAGGGGGCUACUGGUUGUCCUGUGGGGGGUAGCUGGGGUCCUGUCCAUCCCUUAUGGGGUGACGGUGCGGGAUGUGAAGGAGGAGGAUAAUGGAUGGGUCCGGUGCCAGUAUGAUUUUGCAUCAGAUGCUGAGCUGGUGGCUGUGUUGCUCCUGCAGACUCUCCUGGCAUUUGUAGUUCCUUUCUUCAUCAUGGCCACAGCCUAUAUCCGCCUCCAGAAAAGGGUGAACCAAACAGCUUUCUUCAGUCACCCCAGGAUGACCAGAUUAGUGAGCCUCAUCGUUGGGACCUUCAUAGUUCUAUGGACUCCUCACCAUGUCAUGAACGUGCUGGGAGUGACGGCCAUCUUGGCAAAGAAUAAGGCUCUGAGAGUGUUCUGGGAGGACAAUUGGAGGAUUGCUGGAUCUCUGGUCUUCAUCAACAGCAGCUUGGUUCCAUUCCUCUAUGCCUUUGCCUCCAGAAACACCCAGAGAGCACAGAGUAAUGACAGUCAGGUAGUGACCACGAGUAGUCACAAUCUGUAA